AUGAUUUAAAAUAAUUCUAAAGGACCUAAAAAUCCAUUUGAUAAACCAUUAUGCUAUUUUCAAAAAACGCGUUAAUAGACUCCAAUUGAAUAGCAGCGUGAAGGUGAUACUUCAAUGUAAACAUAAUAAAAGCUCGUUUAAAGAAAAGUUUAAAAAUAAACAGAUGAUAUUUAAGUCCACUUUGGUUAAUAAAAAACUCCUUCAUAAAAUAUAGAUAGUAAUCAUUUUUUUUCACCUCAAAAUUAAUAAUGUUCUGAAAGAAUAAUGUUUCGUAAUGAAUCAAAAGAAUUUUAGAAUGCAAGGAAUAUUUCUUAAUAGUAACCUUCUCUACAAGGUAUGUAACAAUAAUUAUAAACUGGAUAAAAUAUGCAAGAAAGUUAAUAAGUAGGUAGCUUAUCACCUAACCCAUUUAAUAAAAAUCUCUAAAGCCCAUAAACUCAAACUAACUCCAAAGCUGGUUUUUCUAUGGUUUCAUUUGGAUUGCAAUUUACAUGUUCCAAUAUUGUUGAUACUGAAUAUAAUUAGCCAGAAUUCGGAUAGUAUAAAGCUGAUAAAAGUGCUUAAUUUAACCCAAAUUACAGCUCAGCUGAUAAGUAGCAAGAUUAUAAGUAGUAUCCCACAGUUGAUUCAUAAGUUUUAGAGAGAUCCUUAAGUAACCACUAACUAAAUUAGUAGAAAAACAAUGGAAAUAACUAAAAUCUAUAAUCAUCUAUUUUUUAGAUAUAGCAUCAACAAAAACAGGUUUAGGAUUAAAAAAAAGGUUGUUCAAGUAAUAAUUACAACAACAAUUGUUAAUCAUCUUCUUCAGCAUCUCUGAUGUCAGAUUAACAAGCUCUUCAUCUUACUUUCGCUGGAACAAUAAAAGAAGAAUCAGAAUAAAAAACUUGCGCAAUCAAUAAAAAUAACAAUAAUUUAAUCGAUCUUAACGAUAGUAACGACGAAGAAUUUAUAUUAGAUGAAAAAGAAUGUAAGAUUUUGGAAAGUGGCUAAAAAAAUAAAUACCCAAACUCUUCAAUUUACUCUAAGAAUAAUGAUUAUUUUAUGUAAGAAAGCUACACUUAGAUUUUAAAUUAGAAGAGCGAUGGUAAUGAUGAUCGCUAAAAAAGAGAUAAUUAUUAACAAAAUUAGGAAGAUUAUGAUGAAGACGAGUAACUAGGAUAAGAAUUUAUUAGCAAAAAUUUAGAUGAAAAAUAUAAAAUGAUAGAUAGGAGAAUAAGCUGCGCAUCCAGAUAAUAAAGCAAUUCACAUGAUUUGCACAUAAGCAUACCAAAUUAGAAUGAAAAUUUACCUGAUGAUAACGAAAGUUACAAAAAACAUUUAGAUAAUGUAACAGAAAGAGAAGCAGCGUAUUUAAAUAAGGCUCCGUCCUUACAAAACUAGAAUUUACUGGGAUCUUUUUAUAAAAAUUCUCGCUCUACAAAUACUUUUAGUCCGAAAUUGCUUUAUUAAACAAAUUCCUAAGGAUAAUUUGCUCUAAGUAGUAUGUACAGUAUUAAUUAGUAAUAUUAACAAUAGAUAGAAGGGGAGAAUUCUUAACAGCAUGGUUUUAAUUCUCCAAGCAUACAUUCAACAGCGCAAGCCAUGAGCUUCUACCCACUUACUAGGAACCUGAGUACAAACUCCUUUAAAACUUCAAUUCUCAAAAAAGAUAAAGCUACAUUUGAAAGAAGUGAUAGCAACAGGACUCUAGUAGAUACAAAUAACCUAGAAUACACUACAAAGAAGAGUGUUAAAUUUAAUUAAAACCGAUAUGUCUUAAAUUAUGACGAGGAUGACAAAGAAAAGACAGACUUUUAGUAUGAUGAUUAAAUGUUUUUUUCAGAUGACUUAGAAGAAGAUUCUCAAAGUCUACCUCAAGCUUUAGGAUCUAAAAACUAGAUGAAAAACCCAAAAAUCACAGUUCUUGAAAAGGUCAGUGAAAAAAACAAAGAGCAAAAAAUGAAUUCAUCCUUAAUUAACUCUAAUAUCAUUUUUAAAGAGUCAGAAUUAAUAUCCUCUCAAAGUUCUAACUUAAUAGCAACAAAAAAAAAGAAUCAGCAAAUAGGGAGUUUAAGUAGUGCAAUUAACUAGUACAGUUAAUAAGAAGAAAACUACAAUAAUUUAAAUCACAACAGUAAUAUUUAAGACAUUAUUCAAAUUAACUAGGAUUCUAUAUUGUUAUCAUAAACGUACAUUCCAAAUAACAUAAAUCACCGCUAAAUAAGUACCAGUAAAGAGGAUAACUAAAACAACAUUCUAAAUUUAUUAAAUUAAAAUGAAGCAAAAAUCAAUUAAAAUUAGUAAGGAUUAUUUUUCAACCAACUUGGAAUUGGGAUCAACAAUACUUAAACAAGCUUUAAAUCUGAUAAUUUUUUAGAAAUCAAAUAAUCUGAAAGUAUAAGUGCAAAUACAAAUAAGGAACCAUUAAGUGCAACUAAAAUUAAAAAUAUGAGUCAAAAAACUUAAAUGCUAAAUGUUCCUACCUCACAAAAUGAAAAAGCAAUAAAAAAAAAUAAAUUAAAAAAUUCAAUAACUCUAGAAAAGAAUAAGCAUACAACAUCAGAUAAAAAAUCUAAUCCUAAAGCAGCCACUGUAGCUCAAAAUGAAUUUGAAAUACCUUAGUAAAAUGAAAUAACAUAGAGGAAACAUCAAAGCUCAGAAAUCGAUCUCAAAACUAAUUCAGUUCAAAGUAAUUUAGAACUAAUAAUGGCAAAAAUAUAAAUUACAUAAUCUACAUACUAAUAAAAGCAAGCACUUAAAAAGAAAAAAGGAAAAACCUGUUCAUCAUCUUGUAAUAUAUUUUAAUUAAUCUGCAACUGA
Molecule: messenger RNA, 2799 nt
Organism: Tetrahymena thermophila SB210
Lineage: Eukaryota; Ciliophora; Oligohymenophorea; Hymenostomatida; Tetrahymenidae
Exons: 1
Source: RefSeq, a predicted model, not a curated record